AUGGCUUCUAACAUCCCAAAUGCGAACGAUGGAAACCAGAAAAAGCUUGAGAAUGUUUUGAACAACUAUCUGAGCAUCUGGAAUGGCGACGUGUCGCGAGUCAACUCGACAUUCGCACCUGUACUUUCUUUCCAUGGUGAUCGUUUCCCAACUUCAAACGGUAGUCGAUUAAUUGAAAUCGGGACCGCAGACGAGUUUGGUGCAUUUGUUAAGAGCUCCCGGACUGGGUGGGACAAAUACGAAUUCAAGGUACAUGCGUGGACAGGCUACGAAAACCAGAUUGCGGUGCGCUGGAAAUUGGAAGCGGUUGUGGGUGCAAACUUCACAAUCGUGCCAACGACUUUGAAGCAAGGCACUCCAGUCACGUACAACGGCACCGACUUCCUCAUCCUAGAUCAAUGCACGGGGUUGAUUAAAGAAAUCAAUAUUGCACAGGAUCUGAUAAGCUUUUUCCAUAAUCUUGGUUUGACUGGUGUCACUGUCUGA
Molecule: messenger RNA, 486 nt
Organism: Talaromyces proteolyticus
Lineage: Eukaryota; Fungi; Ascomycota; Eurotiomycetes; Eurotiales; Trichocomaceae
Exons: 2
Coding region: 1-486 (161 amino acids)
Source: RefSeq, a predicted model, not a curated record